AUGGUUAGUGUUUCAUUAGGAGUGGGGUUAAGGGGAUAUUGGAAUGCGCCGGCCGCCAACGUAGCACCCGUGGCACCCCCGUUGCAGGUGUACACGUCGCGCGCCGCGCCGCCGCCCACCGUGCCUUCACACCAGCAGGUGGCGCCGCCUCUGUCACAGGAGAGCAGGGCGUACGGUACGGACGGUGCGUCGCAGGAGCAGCUGCCCGCCUACGAGGAGGUUCACGCGCACUGGUUCCACAAGAAGACGAUCGCCGGUAAACUGCAGUGGACGCCGUUCUCUCUCGUCGACUCGAUGCGCCUCGAGGACGUGCAUCAGAUGCUGCUGCGCGGCGAGGCCGCCCCGGGCUUCGUCGCGACGAUGGGAGGCCGCUACGACGUCAGCGUCGAAGAGCGCACGUGCAGCGCUGUCUACUGGCAGGAGACGGCGGCCGAGGUGCGCCGCUGCACGUGGUUCUACCGCGCCGAGGGCGAGACGAUCUUCGUACCAUAUGACGAGGCAUUCUCGGCGCGCCUCGAGGCCGAGUACCAUGCUGGCGCGACGACGGGCACGUGGAAUCGCCGCCUCGAGUUUCCGAGCGGCGACUCGGUCGUCAUGCACAACCGCGACGUCGUCGUGCAUUUUGCUGCCGCCGCUGACGCACAGCUUGCGGACGAGUGGGGCGCGGUUGAUCGCGACCUCAGGGUCAUGCGGCCGCGCGUCGUCAAGCGCGGCGUCGCCGACGUCGACGAGAUCGACGACGGCGAGGCGGCGCGCAUCGACCAUCUCGUCUUCAUCGUGCACGGCAUCGGCUCGGUCUGCGACCUGCGCUUCCGCGACGUCAUCGAGUGCACGGACGGCAUGCGGCUGCACGCGCGCUCGCUCGUCGAGACGCACUUCUGCGAGGCGGCGGCGGCGGGCGCGUGCGGACGCGUCGAGUACCUCCCCGUGCAGUGGCACACGUCGCUGCACGUCGGCCCCGCGGGCGUCGACCGGCUGCUGAAGGCGAUCACACUGCCGAGCAUCAGCAAGCUGCGGCACUACACGAACGACACGAUCCUCGACGUGCUCUUCUACACGAGUCCCAAAUACUGCCAGACGAUCGCCGAGGCCGUCACGCAAGAGCUGAACCGCAUCUUCGCGCUCUUCCUCGCGCGCAACCCGAGCUUCGACCGCACGCGCGUCUCCAUCGCCGGACACAGCCUCGGAUCGCUCAUCGUAUUCGACAUCCUCGCGCACCAGGGCGAGGCACCUGAGGCUCCGCCGCCACCAUCGCCCCCGCAGGAUGAGGAGGCAGCGGAGGAGGAGGAGGUGGGCGAGGGGGAGGUGGAUUUGCUUGCGGCUGUGCUGCAGGGGAUGGGGUUGGAGGAGUACGGCGCAAUAUUCGAGCGCGAGCAGAUGGACCUCGACACGCUGAUCAUGUGCGACGCGUCGGACCUGAAGGACCUCGGUGUGCCGAUGGGACCACGCAAGAAGCUGCUCAUCUACAUACAGGAGCACGCGGAGAGGAAGAGGAAGCCAGCGAAGAAACCCCUGCAGCAGCAGCAGCAGGAGAAGCCAGAUGCUGGACAGCAGGAGAAGCUGGAGUUUGGCGGUAGUUCAUUGUCGACUGCGUCGGCAGCGUACACGAUGGGGCAGGGUGGCACGGGGCAGGUGGCUGUGGCCUACCCGAAACUCGACUUUAACCUGUGCGCCUUCUUCGCGCUUGGAUCGCCGAUCGCUGUCUUUCUUACCGUUCGGGGCGUAAACGAGGUGUGUGAGGAGUACAGACUACCGACAUGCCCGGGUUUCUUCAACAUCUUUCAUCCAUUUGAUCCGGUUGCGUAUCGAAUCGAACCGAUGAUCAACAAGUCUUUCCAUUUGAAGCCAGUGCUCAUUCCACAUCACAAGGGAAGAAAACGAAUGCAUCUAGAGAUCAAGGAGAACAUGGCUAGAAUAGGUUCCGACAUCAAGCAGAAGCUGAUAGAGACAUUUAGGAGCACGUGGCACACGGUGGCUGAGUUCACACGCUCGCACACCGUCGGGCAAGAGGAGAUGGAUGCUGUCCAGAAGGCUGUGAUGGACAGUGCGAUAGAGGACAUGAGCAAAGAACAGGACGUGUACGCCGCGUCGGACACGUCGUCUGCCGUUAACGAGGACGAGGUCGUUAUCGGGCAGCUGAACGGCGGCGGCCGCCGUAUCGACUACGUGCUGCAGGAGCGACCGAUGGAGAGCCUCAACGACUACCUGUUUGCGCUGGCGAGUCACAUGUGCUACUGGGAGAGCGAGGACACGAUCCUGCUCAUGCUGCGUGAGCUCUACACGCUGCAGGGCGUCACGUCGGACCGCACGCGCCCCGAGUUCCCGCCGCCAGCGCCACCUAGCCUCGCGCAGGCUGUCUUGCAUCUCCAGCAGCAGCCCGCGUCUGCGCAGGGGGCGCCGCCGAUGUCGCAGCCGCAGGGGUACGCGCCGCCGAGCUUUAAUCCGGGGUACGCGCCGCCGAACUUUAAUCCGGGGUACGCGCCUCCGCCGCCCGGGCCCUCGAUGGCGCCACCUGCAUCCCAGGCGGCUGCGGCUGGCGGGUUAGUGGCGCCACCUCUUAGUGGGUUUGUGAGGCAAAAAUAAUCGUGAGGGGAAGGUUUGCACGAGGGAGGAGUUCAUGGCAGCAUCUGCUCAUGUGGCGCAUUCAGGCAUGAGAAUUAGCCGCGGAUUUCCGGGUUUUGGUUUUCAUUUUAGUCAUUCUUGAAAUUGAUGCAAAAAACUAAUAAAAAGUUUUUUUUGUGGGGUGAGGUGUACUUUUUUUGUCAAAAUGGACGCCAUAACGUCAGAAAAGGUACGUCAAAUUUCUCACAGAAGUAACGAAACUCCAGAUAAAUAUCGCGGUGUAUCUAUGUAAUGUAAAUUAAGGCAUGCUUUAAGUUAACCGCCACAUAAAACGUUGAAAUUUUCAUAGAAAAUGGCAAGAAGUUGAAUUGUUAGUCACGAAAUUGGUCUUUUACUAAGAACAGAAUGGCCUUACAAUUUUUAAACAUUUCCUGGGGCCAUGCCCCCAGACCCCCCUAGCAGGACAAUGUGCUAUGCACAUUGUUAUCGUUCCAUCGGCACAAAUUGAAAUAUUUCCUCCAAAAACAUCUCAACCUGUUCUCAUGCCUGAACAUUGGGGAGGGGGAGGGGUUUCCUUUCUUGUUGGCCCAUCUCUGCAGCCCUCUCAGAAAAAUGUAAGAUAUUGUCGGAAGGAACGUGGGGUUAACCCCUUCAAUAAUUCUGGUAGUGGCGAGAGCAAGGGUCGUGACUAUGAUGUGCUUAUGUGUUGCUGAAUUCACGUUCAGUUCCUCGUGAACCUUCCAGUUUCUUUAUCCCGUGAUGCGUCGAUUCCAACAUGUUGGAUAUUAUUGCUAUAUUUUGGUGAGUGUAUCAGUUUGUUGUUGGACUUGUUUGUGCCAUGUUAAUGUAAAUCAGUGUUGUUGGAUGCAAAUCCAGCACUGCUGUUAUGUCAGUGGAAUAUAUAAUAUAUACUGUAAAGGAAAAGAAGGGAAUUUUCUAUAAGGCUUCACUUGUGAGGCUUCCUUAGCCAUAAACAGAAACAAGAGUCCAUAAUAGGAAAAGAUUCUAUUAUGGACUCUUGACAGAACACAUGUGGGUGAGCAUAGAAGACAACAGCAGUAUUCCUGGCAGUGUGUUCACAUGUUAUCUGCUUGGUUGCUGAUUGUACUCGUGCAGGUUGCAGCUGUCGUUGAUUGACAUUGUGCUGCAGUGGCAGUAUCCAGUGUCAUCAAUCCGGCAUCACGUCCUCCUCACGGACGUUAAUGUUUUAAUGGGAACGGGUAACUCUGUCGAGCUUACCCAUUCUCCUGCGUUGUUGCUCUGUAGAUGGCGCUGGAGGUCUACUCGUAGAACGAUGCAGGUGUCUAGGUGAUUUGUUAGCUCGGGGGACUGUACAGUUAAAGCUGGUUACGAACGCGCUUAGUAUAAUAGAGUAAAUAUAUAAGUUAUUUCACUAGGCUGUCUGCGCUGCAGAGUUGCCACUGUAUUUUCUCGUUGUUUUGUGUAAUUUGCUCGUGAUUGGCUAUGAACGCGAGGUGAGAUAAGAGUGGAAGAUGACAGGAGAGAAAUUGGUGGAUGCCGGAGGGGGGGGGGUGAAGCUGAGAUAUGAGAUGUGGCUGUAAGAGAAAGCUCAUGUUAUUAGUUAUUGGCGUCAUCGAACGCCGCUCUAGAUCUACCUAUUAAUUACUGUUAAAUAAGCACUUUAGUUACCAUGGUUACUUUUCCUAGUUACAUAGUUAACUUUUAAUUAUGUGCCGUGUGAAGUGCACGUUACAUCGAAAUAUCACAUUACAGGUAUUCAUUGCCAUUACACAUGAGAAUGUCAGAGUUCAAGGUUAGCUGACGUGCCUGCAGCGUGUGAGUGCACACUGCGGCUUGUCCGGUCGGAACAGCGUGAAGUCAUUAUAUGGAAUGUGUGGAGGGGAAGUGACAGUUCCCUAACGGUCCAUGCAUUAAAUAUUUAGAGCUGUCGUUAUCAAUAGAAUAGUUCUUCGUUACAGCUAGUUUGCUCUGCAUGUGUGUCGCUGUAGGUUAGGUAAUGCUGAGACAGGCUGUCAGUCAUAUAUAUCUCGUUGCCAUACCCUUAUUAAAUGUUGCCGUACGUGACCCGCACGCUUGCGAAUUCAAGAGUGGAUUAGAACUAUAUAUAGGCAGGGAAACGGAGAGAAAAGUACCGAAUAUAAUGUAAAAAAAAAUGUCCUCUCUCUCUCUUUCUCUCUCUCUCUCUCUCUCUCUCUCUUUCUCGCUCCCUCUCUCUCGUUAUAUAUAUAAUAUAUAUAUAUAUAUCGCUCUCUCGCUCACUUAGUGCUUUCUCUCACUUAUUCUUUCCAUCUCUCUCUCACGUUUUCUCGCUCUCUUUAGCUUCAAAUAUAUCAUCGUCUAUAGUUAGAUGUUACUAACAAUAUUCCAACCUCGAGAGUGCGACCUGCUUCUAUAACCUGUGGUAGACAAGCUUCGUGUAGUGGCGUAGGUUAAUGUAGGUGCUACCACAUGCUGCCUACAAGUGAAUAUUGCAUGUGUAGUGCUUCCUACGCAACAACGCCUACAGCCUCCGGCAGCCGUAGCCCUGGGAUGGUAAUGUGUGUUUUUAUGAAAUUUACACUGAGCCGAAUAACUAGAGUGCAGGGGGAUAGGGAAGUUAGUAUAUCUGCGUAUGGGUACUUGUACAGGUUCUACUGUGCAAUGCCGUGAUGAUGAUAAUGAUAUAAUAUAUAUAUAUAUAUAUAUACGUAUAUACAUUAUGCUUGCCUUUAAGAAGAUUUUAUGGUUGGGUGCGUUACGGAGCGGUUAUCUACAAAAUGGUAUUUUACUGAAAGUCGGCCGCAUUAUGAAACAUGAAUUUGUUCGUGCGCGGUGCGGGGUUAAGAGAAUAAACUUGUUAAAUGUACGUAUAAACGACA
Messenger RNA from Priapulus caudatus, 5402 nucleotides. Its product is annotated as phospholipase DDHD2-like. Lineage: Eukaryota; Metazoa; Priapulida; Priapulimorpha; Priapulimorphida; Priapulidae. The transcript is spliced from 5 exons. Gene Ontology annotation, molecular function: metal ion binding; protein binding. The record is from RefSeq and is a predicted model, not a curated record. The coding region runs from base 1 to 2583 and encodes 860 amino acids. Gene Ontology annotation, cellular component: COPII-coated ER to Golgi transport vesicle.